UGUUCAUUUUGCCAACUACUUCCGGUACGUGGAGUCGUCCAUUUUUUCGAACACGCGCAAUGGGGAAGGAGCCAUUUUGUUCGGAGCAGCAACGUGGCAGCCGGCGUUCUCGGUCGUCUUUUCACAAUGAGUAUUUUUAUAUCAUUGUUGAUCACGACUAUCAGUAUAACAAGUUGCUUCUCGGCCACCGAAAUAUUACAGUCAACGAGCUCGUACUUGACAAAGGCUGAUAGGAUUCAUUUAAAAAAGAUACUUGAACCAGGUUUAACAUCAAACGAUGUUACACUCGUGUAUCAUGCAGUUCAUGGAUAUACAUUUCUUGAGGAAGUUUUGCCAAACAAACAGGAUAUUUGUGACUUUUUAGUAAAAGUUAUACAAGAUGGUAACAACAUCACAACGGAAAAAGCAUUUUACAUUGCAUCUACUUGGCGAACUGUUGGAAAUUGUCAAAGUAAAUCUCCGUCCAAUAUUAUAAAGGUGCUCCGUACUGCGAUAGAGAAAGAGACCUCGAGUAUAAUGGAAUUAUACUAUGCAGUAAGCGGACUGACUAUUUUGUCAGAAAAAUUGUCACGUGAUAAUGUCGACAACGUAAUUAAGACCAUACAAAAUACGUUACGGAAAGAUGACAAUUUGUGGAACUUCGCCUACACAUUUCACAUUGCUUCAGACCUUGGUAGUACACUUGGUUUUGAUCGUAUACAGGAUGCAAUUGUUCAAGCAGAUGAGAUAGAUGGACAGUAUUUACAAUUCGAAGGUGGUCUCUCUGUAACUAGUUCCUUAGUGAACGGUAUCUUCAAGCUGUCCAACACAUUAAAAAAGAAACCGCCAUUAAUACCUCGACAAAUAGUAAAACUGACCAAUUAUUUUCUAACUCGACGUUCCGUGCAGACACCAAGAGGCGUUUCAAAUUUACUUUCUGCAUUAACGACUUUAGCAAAUAACGAUGUUGAAAAACCAACCUGCAUAACAUUAGCUAAUGAAGAAAUCAGCAUUUCUACUCAACAGCCCUUGGUGACAAUAAAAGUUUGCGACAUACUAGGCAAUCCAUUAAGCAACUCGGUCAAAGUGGUCGCAAAUUCUGCAACAAGAGUCGACGACGAUAUUGUCAUAUUCAACAAACAAAGUUUGCAGGCUUCGCCUACAGAUAAAACUUUAUUUGUAAUGAAUUUUAUGGAAAUGAAACCAGAACGUGGAUUCUAUAAGAUAUCAGUCACAGCUGGUGCGGUAACGAAUACUGUUACAGUAAAAGUUCUUUGCGAAGUUGUGGUUGAUCAUAUGGAAAUUGGUACUGCCGACGCCGACCAAACUACUCAACCAAAGCUAACACGAGUUCUCUUCCCUGAGAAAUUAUCACAAAAGAUCGAGGCUGACUCCCAACAGAAAUUAGUCAUGCGAUUCUUACUGAGAGAUGGUGCUAAUAAGAAACCCAUGCGUACACAUCAAGCAUUCGUACGACUUUCUUCCGCGUCCACUUCAAACGAUGAUAAAAAAGGACACGAAAUUCUUUUCGUCGCUGAAACAGAUACAUCGCAUCUUUACAAAUUCGAUAUGCCGAUAGGAACUGCAGCUGCGAAUUUUGACUAUCAAAGUGGGGAUUAUAACGUGGAACUGAUUAUUGGUGAUGCAGUACUGAGUAAUCCUUUCCAAUGGACAGUGGCAACGAUUAAUCUAAAGUUCUCUGAAUCAUCUUCGAUCGGACGAGCAGAUAAAAAUGCGCUUUACGAAGACGAAUCUAAUAUUUAUACGACCAAGCCAGAAAUAAAGCACAUGUUUCGCCAACCCGAGAAGAGGCCUCCUGCCUUUGUUUCAAACUUAUUUACCGGUCUAUGUUUAGCACCAAUUCUCUUGUUGUUUAUUUUAUGGGCUAAACUUGGCGUGAAUAUAUCAAAUUUCCCAUUUUCGAUCAGUGCUGUGACGUUUCAUCUUGGACUUGGAAGUAUUUUCACACUUUUCGGAAUAUUUUGGUUAAAGCUAAACAUGUUUGUUACUCUUCGAUAUCUUUUCGGUCUUGGUAUUGUCACAUUCCUUGCUGGCAAUAAAAUGUUGUCACGUAUAGCGCAUAAACAUAAAUCACGUUAACUCGUUAGAGCACAAUAAUAUUUUUAUAAUUGUGUUUUUACGAAAUUUAAAUUAUUUUGCAAGGAGAAUGAAAAAAAAAAAAGAAACAGGCAAAUAUAAGACUGGGGCUCCGUUAGUACGAAUAAAUCGCCGAAAGUAAUGAACGAACUGGUGUUUCAUCAUGAAUAUCGAUCGUAGUGUAAACGACAGAGCAAUGCGAGCGAUAGCAAUACUAUUUUCCACUGUAAUCGCGUGCGAAAUUAGUUGAAUUUACGAUUGUAACGAAUUAUCAACAAUUGCCAUGAACAAUUUUAUUUGUUCAAAAUAACUUGCAUUUCAUGUUUAUCAGUACGCGAUAUACCUGUUACAAUAAUGCAUAAGAAAUUGCGAAAUCCUCCGAUUAUUGCAUUUUUGAUUCUUUUUUCGAUUUAAGAUUUCAUGUAUGCGUAAAGUACCAUUGAAAACAAAUAUAGUCACGUCAUUUUCGAUGGUGUAUAACUCAGUUGUACUUGAUGAUAAUAAAAAUCAAUUUUUAGUAGA
Messenger RNA from Frieseomelitta varia, 2598 nucleotides. RefSeq names its product dolichyl-diphosphooligosaccharide--protein glycosyltransferase subunit 2 (gene OstDelta). The annotation marks the transcript as partial. The transcript has 11 exons. Gene Ontology annotation, cellular component: oligosaccharyltransferase complex; membrane. Lineage: Eukaryota; Metazoa; Arthropoda; Insecta; Hymenoptera; Apidae. The record is from RefSeq and is a predicted model, not a curated record. Gene Ontology annotation, biological process: protein N-linked glycosylation.